Molecule: messenger RNA, 1364 nt
Organism: Xylona heveae TC161
Lineage: Eukaryota; Fungi; Ascomycota; Xylonomycetes; Xylonales; Xylonaceae
Product: S-formylglutathione hydrol
Exons: 4
Coding region: 215-1084 (289 amino acids)
Biological process (GO): formaldehyde catabolic process
Cellular component (GO): cytosol
Molecular function (GO): S-formylglutathione hydrolase activity
Source: RefSeq, a predicted model, not a curated record
AGAGAGCAAACUUAUCUGUACCCUAUCUGUCCGAGGGGUCAAUUUCCCCCCCCGCCAAAACACACACCAAUAACCCGACUCAUAUAAAAGGAAAUCCUCUUGUCCUCUUCAUCCUCACCUCUCUACGAUUUUCCCAGCUGGACCUGGAAACACUAACCUACAUACAACCCAAAACAUAUACCCCUCUUUAGUGCAUUCAGCUCACUACGAUACAAUGGCUUUCCAGACCAAAGCGACCAUUGCCUCGUUCGGAGGCAAGCUCCUCAAGCUCACCCACCAAGCCAGCAGCACGGACUGCGAGAUGGCGCUGAAUCUCUACUUGCCUCCGCAAGCUACAACGAAUUCGCUGCACAAGGUUCCUGUGCUAUUCUACCUCUCCGGCUUGACGUGCACCGGCGACAACUGUUCCGAGAAGGGUUUCUUCCAGCACGGCGCCAGCCAGAAGGGCAUAGCUGUGGUCUAUCCUGACACGAGUCCGAGAGGAUUGAAGAUUGCCGGUGAAGAUGACGGAUGGGACUUUGGUACUGGCGCAGGCUUCUACGUGGACGCCACCGCCGAGCCCUGGUCCAAGGGCUACAAAAUGUACACUUAUAUCAACGAAGAAUUGCCCAAGGCUCUCUUUGGAGCAUUUGAGCAACUCGACUCCAGCCGCGUCAGCAUUACAGGACACAGCAUGGGCGGACACGGUGCAUUGACAUUGUUCCUCAAGAACCCCGGCAAAUACAAGUCCGUCUCCGCCUUCGCGCCCAUCUCCAACCCCAUCAACUGCCCGUGGGGCAAAAAGGCAUUUACGGGCUACUUUGGCGAGUCCGCCCAGGAGAAAUGGAAGGAGCACGACGCUACCGAACUGAUCAAGAAGUGGUCUGGUGGACCUUUGGACAUUUUGAUUGAUGUCGGCACCGGCGACAACUUCUACAAACAAUCCCAGCUCUUGCCCGAAAACUUCCUCCAGUCCGCCGAGCAAUCCGGCCACAAGGACGGCGUCAAUGUCCGGUUCCAGCCUGACUACGACCACAGCUAUUACUUUAUGGCCAGCUUUGCCGACGAGCAUGUCAAUCAUGCUGCGAAAUACCUUUUUGCCUAAUUUCCCUUUUUCUUUUCUUUUUAUUCUUUCCUUUCCUUUCCGUUAUACGAGAAGGACAGUAUACGUGAAAUGAAGCACCAAAAAAGUCUUUUUCUCUCUUACUACCUAUAGUUUACAUGACAUAUUUAACCUACUCCGUAGAUAGUACUAUCUGUAUAGACUCAGAUGCAAUUUGGAUUUAUGUAAUCCAGGCUCACUACUACGCAAUAAACAAACAACUUUUUACCAAAAAAAGUUGGAAAAGGAGGAGAAAUAAAAAAAAAUAGAGAACAUGGAGCAG